AUGGCACCACACACGUUCCUCAUUACAGGUGCCUCUUCUGGCAUCGGCUUACAGAUUGUCUAUGCCGCUCUUGAAGCUGGCCAUAGAGUAUUGGCCGCUACUCGCAAUCCUCAAUCAGCUGCUGUCAAAUACCCAGCUGUUGAACAGCAGGGUGGCAAAUGGGUUGAGAUAGAUGUCGAUAAACGAGAGACGGAGAUUGUUGUAGAGAGGCUCGUCGAGGAGAAUAACGUCGAUAUCUUGGUCUGCAAUGCGGGAUAUGCUAUGUUGGGUUCUCUUGAAGAGAUGAGUGUCGAAGAGUUUGAAGCUCAAAUCCAAACAAACACUAUUGGCGCCGUGCGUUGCAUCAAAGGAGCCCUGCCUCUCUUCAGGAAGAAGGCAACAGGUACCAUUGUAAAUGUCAGCAGUUUAGCUGGGUUUUAUGGUGCUCCCGCAACAACUGCCUAUUCAGCUUCCAAAUUUGCUUUGAGCGGCUUUUCGGAAGCUCUAGCAACUGAAGUCGGUGUAUUCGGCAUCAGAGUUGUGCUUGUCGAACCAGGUACUUUUCGGACAAAUUUGGUUACAAACCUCAUAGUCCCUGCACGCAAAAUCAGCGAUUAUGACGGUACUCCUGCAAGGGUUCUUGUAGAGUUUCAACGCACGUCAAAUGGGAAGCAACUAGGAGAUCCCGUCAAGGGAGGGAAGAAGAUUGUGGAUGUAGCAACUGACGCAGCCGGAGAAGACUUGGCAAAGAGAGGAAAGGGAGAAGUCUUGAAAAUUCUUCUUGGGUCAGAUUGUUUUGAUACCGUGAAGCAGAAGCUGACGAAGAUGGGAGAACAGCUGACUGCUAUAGAAGAUAUUGCGAGGAGUACGGACUUUGCCUAG
Trichoderma breve is the source of this 861-nucleotide messenger RNA. RefSeq names its product short chain dehydrogenase domain-containing protein. NCBI's taxonomy places the organism in Eukaryota, Fungi, Ascomycota, Sordariomycetes, Hypocreales, Hypocreaceae. The coding region runs from base 1 to 861 and encodes 286 amino acids. The transcript is spliced from 2 exons. Gene Ontology annotation, molecular function: oxidoreductase activity. The record is from RefSeq and is a predicted model, not a curated record.